This is a messenger RNA of Penaeus chinensis, 2493 nucleotides long. RefSeq lists its product as uncharacterized. The coding region runs from base 1 to 2493 and encodes 830 amino acids. Gene Ontology annotation, molecular function: G protein-coupled receptor activity. Gene Ontology annotation, biological process: G protein-coupled receptor signaling pathway. The record is from RefSeq and is a predicted model, not a curated record. The transcript is spliced from 4 exons. Gene Ontology annotation, cellular component: membrane. Lineage: Eukaryota; Metazoa; Arthropoda; Malacostraca; Decapoda; Penaeidae.
AUGCUGGUGCUCAUGGUGGGCUUCGUGCUCACAGCCGCCCUAGCAAUCGCCUUCGUCUGCAGUGCCUUCAUUCUCUUCAUUAUCCUCACCAGCAAACAGGUAAGGCAGGUCGAGGUCCCGACGCAGCUGAGGUCACUCGCUUACCGUGCGAGCGGCGCAAAUGAAACAGCAGAAACGCGCUCUCCCACCCGCACAAAUAGACCGGCGCUCUUGGCACUCUCCCCGGCGAUUAAAAGCAACCGCAGGGACACAACUGUAACAACAACUACUAAAAUCAUUGCAAACCCAGCUCCAGCAAUUCCUUUUGCGUACAAGAGCAGCACGAGCCUCCUCCACCUGCAGCUUAUGGUGACGGGCGUCGUGCUGUCGCUCCUCUUCAUCGUCUUCUCCACGCCCUCGCUCCUCAAGGUGGGUCUGUUUGUCCGCCUGUCGCCUGCCAGUCUUUUCGUCGGAUUUCCAGCUACCGUGUCUGUCAGCGUGUCUUCAUAUCUGACAGGCUUUUAUCUUAGGGAGCGCUGGCUGCUGCACGUCAGCCAGGAGGACGGCGCGGGGGCGUCGGCGGAGGAGCCUCCCUCGGGCGACGACUGGGACGCCUUUCCCCUCAACGCCACGGACAGCGCCAACGCGAGCUAUGACUCCCUUGCCUCCGUCGCGGACGAGCCGUGGCUCUCCUCCCACGACGCAGAGAACCUCAGCGCCGCCCUCUCCCUUGGCCUCAACGACAGCGCGGGAGGGCCGCUCCAUCCCGUCGUGUGGGAGAGCGACGUGGUGUGCCGCAUGUAUGGGUUCCUGCUGGUGAUGCUGCACACGGUGGCGGUGUGGGUGGUGGUAGGCCUGCACUGCGACAAGUACUGCGCCAUCGCCACGCCUCUCCGCUACAACCAGAUCGUGACGCGCCGCCGGGUGGCCGCCCUCUCUUCCAUCGCGUGGGUCAUGGGCCUGGUCCUGGCCACCCCGCCUCUCCUCGGCUCCUACGCCUACUCGUUCUCGGAGGGUGUCUGCCUGCCGGUGUGGCACCUGGCGGACGCUGCAGCCUACACUUGGACACUCGCGACGCUCUACGUUAUCCUGCCCUUCACCAUCAUGCUUAUCGUCAACGGCCGCAUCAUCGUCAUUGCUCGCCAUCACCAACACCGAAUCUUCUCUGCUAUAUUCGAAGUCAUGAUGUCUGCACAAGCCACCGUCACUCACCAAAAGAACCCAUUCGAUGUUCCGAAAAAGAAAAGAAAGUCGGUGUGGACAGUAUUAGAACAGCUGGCAGCGUUUGUAGUGUGUUAUUACCCCUUCUUCGGAACCAUCAUGUGGGAGACGAUCCGGGGUCGUCCCGCCAACGAGUACUGCGUCCUGUUCGUGACGGCGCUGUUCGUCCUGUCGCCUCUCGUCAACACUUUUGUAUACGGCAUCAAAAGCAAGAAUAUUCGCAAAGCUUUCAGAAACUACCUCAGGAAGAAACUGUAUAAAACCGAGAUGAAACACGAAAUUCAGGCUCGCAUCCCCUCGGCAAGUAACUCGCGGCGUCCUUCCAUCACCUCCACGCUCGCCAUGCCCAUUCUCCAGAAGUCUCUCCAGCGCCGCAUGUCAGAUUACCUCCUGCAGGACCAGCUGAACCAACCCAAGCUGGUGCGCCGUUCUUCGGACAUGUCGUGGCACCCUCUGGAGGAAGGAACGCCCUCUCCCACAAGGCUCAGGAGACCGCUGGAUACCAAAUUCCCCGUCCAGAGUUCCCCUGUCGGCUCGCACUCCCCAGCCAGCGUCGCCAACUUCCUCACUGUCCCUUCCUUCGAGGCGGCGCGGAACUACUACUGCAGCCAACAGCGGGUCCGUCUCUCCAUCUCCUCCUUAGACUCUGACCAAAGCUUCUCGGUGAGAGAGUCUCGCACGGAGGAGGAGAACUUCUUGGUCUCGCUCUCGCCCGACUCUCAGUCGACGGUGAACGUAAUGGCCAACCCUCACGAGGUCUCCGAAAGCAUCAGCAGAUCCAAGUCCCUCCAGCUCCCUCUCUUCACCCUGGAAACCAAGGGCCCGAAUGAGCAGCAAUACCAGGCGAUCCAUAAUCAGACCGACUGCCAGACGCCGCUCUUAUGCAAGACGUUCGAAAAGCCCAACAGAAGCUCAAGCCUGAACUCGUCGUCGCCGCACGUCAUGCGCACGUUAGAGGCCAUCCUGUCGGUUAGGAUUUCGCAGUCGCUCCUUCGCCGGGGCUCGGGCUGGGGCGGCUCGCAGGGCAGCAUGGAGAGGCUUUCUCAGUUCCUCCGGGAAAACAGGCGCAACACCUUGCCUGCAAAUGACUCCUACGCGCCCUUUACGCUGCACAACGCCGACAGCGAGGACUACCCCGAAGAGAACAAUCUCGGGAGCCCUCCUGCCAACAUGGAGGACGAGGACGUCAGCGUACUCACCUUCAUUACCCCGCUGCCCAACGGAGGCGCCUGCCUCGGUGUGUGCCCCAAAGACCCGCCUCUGGAGAUGGAAACGACGCUCACAGUUACCUAG